ACUUUACUGCUCAACUGGACAGGCAUACGUAAACCAAUGCUGGCGAAAAUGGCGCUGCACAUGGGGACAGUGCGUUUCGGGCUCGAAAAACUCUUGCGCUGGCCGGCGCUGGGAAAGCAGCUGAGUACCUCUGCGACGCUUCGCGUGAAAGAAAUUCGGCAGAGGCAAGAAGGUAACACGACGGUGAUCGAAGGCGUCUUCAUCGACUCUCCUCGCAAGGGUUUCGUGGUCAAGCCGAAGCACACAAGCUCCGCGUGCCCGCUAUGCAGGCUGGGACUGAAGAGGCUGAACCACACGGACGUGCUCAUCCUGAGCCAGUUCAUGGACUCGCGAGGAAACCAGCUUCCGAGGAACGUGACGGGCCUCUGCGCUAGGCAGCACAAGAUCGUGGGCACCCUUCUUUACCAAGCUCAGAGAACAGGGCUUAUCUACAACGAGGAGCACACCCCGAAGGAAAGGUGGCAAGAAUUGAACAACUACUUUGGCCGCACAAAACUCAAGAUCGACUUCGGCAAGCCACUCAUUGACAUCGUAGAGUAUCUAAAGAAACCCCCUACUACGUAAGAAAUGAUACCUGCUUUGUUGUGACAUUUUUUUAUUGUCUUCAAAGUCUCCUUCGGUGACAAGGAUUUUUGUGUAUAGAAGAGAGAAAAAAAAAACAUAUAACAUGGCGUGUAAAAAGAUCUGUACAGUGUUCUGCUUUUAAGUAGAUGAGCUUGCAAAUAAAUACAAUGAAACAUUGUGAAAUGACAA
Messenger RNA from Rhipicephalus microplus (southern cattle tick), 753 nucleotides. RefSeq names its product mitochondrial ribosomal protein S18A (gene mRpS18A). Gene Ontology annotation, biological process: mitochondrial translation. Gene Ontology annotation, molecular function: structural constituent of ribosome; small ribosomal subunit rRNA binding. Gene Ontology annotation, cellular component: ribosome; mitochondrial small ribosomal subunit. The record is from RefSeq and is a predicted model, not a curated record. Lineage: Eukaryota; Metazoa; Arthropoda; Arachnida; Ixodida; Ixodidae.